AUGGUUCAAAAUCAAAGGUAUUGGGUAGUCGGGGGAGAUUUUAAUUGUGUCAGAGACCGUGCAGAAAGGAGAAACUCAAAGUUCAUGGCGUCGGUGAGUAAUGAAUUCAACGAAUUUAUAGAUAAGGUGGGUCUCCAUGAGUUUAACUUGAAAGGUAGAAAGUUUACGUUUGUUUCGGGGAACAAGUGUAGUAGGAUUGAUAGAAUUUUUGUAUUAUGGAAUGGUUUUAAUGAAUGGCCAAAUGCGGAAUAUCGGGCUCUUGCGAGGGAUAAGUCGGAUCAUAGCCCUUUAAUUUUGAAUGUUGAAGCGCGUAAUUACGGUGCAAAACGAUUUAGAUUUUUUAACUCGUGGCUUUCGAGGGAGGAUUUGGAAGAAGUGGUCGUAACCGUCGUUAAAGAUUAUGUUGGACAGGGGCCUCCGGAUUUAAUCUUUAUGAACAAGCUCAAGAAGGUUAAGCAAGCGAUUAUUGAAUGGAGGAAAAAGGUCAACAUUGAAGACGCGGAGGAGGAGUUAAACUUGAAACAAGAUAUCAUUGAGUUGGACGCCUUGGUUGAAGAUAGAGACUUGACGGAAGCCGAGCAAUGGGUACAUAUAGAAUUGAAUAAGAAAUUGAAAGAGUUGGAAGUGUGUAAAGCCAAAGACCCUUGGAUAAAAAGCGCGGGUGAAAUGGGCUAA
Messenger RNA from Helianthus annuus (common sunflower), 675 nucleotides. RefSeq lists its product as uncharacterized. The transcript has a single exon. The record is from RefSeq and is a predicted model, not a curated record. Bases 1 to 675 code for a protein of 224 amino acids. NCBI's taxonomy places the organism in Eukaryota, Viridiplantae, Streptophyta, Magnoliopsida, Asterales, Asteraceae.